AUGUGGGCGUUUGAAAUCUUCCCAACAGCGCCAGGUGCAGACACGGCGCGCGGAAUUACGGACUACGAGUGUCCGGUUCCCACCACAUCAGGUUGUGUACGCCCAGCAACUCUGGCAAUUGACCAUACGACAGAUUCAUGUGGCCAAAGUUUCUUGUGCUCUCCUGGUACGCUCAAAAGUCCCGACUAUCCGUCUCGAUACCCUAACAGCAUGAGCUGCACCUGGACUAUUUUUAGCACGAUUGGACAGAAAGUUCUCUUGCAGUUUUCUCUAUUCAAGCUGGAGAGCCAUCCUUCCUGUGCGUGGGAUUAUUUGGACGUUUAUGAUGGUGAUUCGAAGCACGCGCCAAGACUGGGCCGGUUUUGUGGAGACAAUUUUCCAAAAAGACUGGUUUCUUCUGGAUCUAAGCUCCAUCUUGUUUUUUACGCCGAUAAUAAUAUGCGCGAAGAGGGAUUUAUUUUGAAUUUUACAUCGAUAUAUUAUGGUAAGAUAUAA
Molecule: messenger RNA, 495 nt
Organism: Dendronephthya gigantea
Lineage: Eukaryota; Metazoa; Cnidaria; Anthozoa; Malacalcyonacea; Nephtheidae
Product: tolloid-like protein 2
Exons: 4
Coding region: 1-495 (164 amino acids)
Source: RefSeq, a predicted model, not a curated record